Rotaria sp. Silwood2 is the source of this 273-nucleotide messenger RNA. NCBI's taxonomy places the organism in Eukaryota, Metazoa, Rotifera, Eurotatoria, Philodinida, Philodinidae. The record is from the annotation of a GenBank genome assembly.
AUGACUGCAUUAAAACAUAUUUUCAUCCUGUUUUUAAUUGUUAGCACUAUACCUAGUGCAAAUCCCGGUCUGCUUGGAUUUUCCCUUGGUGGUAGUGUUUGUGUUGCUGGUUGUACAGUUGCUUAUACAGUUUGCUUAGGUGGAACAGCUGCAGCUGGAGCAGCUACGGCUGGAGCAGCAGUACCAGUGGGUGCAACUGUGUGUACUGUAUCUUUUAACACUUGUGUCGGCACUUGUACAUUAACAGUUACGGUUUCCACGGGCCCUUUCUAA